GAAAGGCAUUCGUUAGUUGUACCGAUAAUUUCCAACCGAUGGCUACGCAGCUCCCUGGGAUGUUGCUAAACAGCUCCGGCCUAACACUCGCCGGUGGCCGGUCACUUAAUUGUCGGAAGAGUCAACCGCCGGCAGCUAUCUCCUCUGCGCUUCCUCCUCCUCUCUCUUCAUCCACAAUUCAGGUUGUUGGUUGGAAAGGUGCUGGAGAGUCUGGCAAUGGGAGUUUAAAACUUGGUAAUGAUUUUGAAGGCUUCCAAGAAGAAUAUGACUGGAAUGAUGUCGAAGCUGAUCUUUAUCAUUGGACAAAGACUUUACGACCAGUUCAGUGGUAUCCUGGUCAUAUUGCAAAAACCGAGAAAGAGCUGAAGGAACAGUUGAAAUUGAUGGAUGUUGUCAUAGAGGUUCGAGAUGCAAGAAUUCCAAUGUCCACAAGUCAUCCACAGAUGGACUCAUGGCUUGGCAACAGAAAGAGAAUUUUGGUUUUGAAUCGAGAGGAUAUGAUAUCAACUGCUGAUCGGAAUGCUUGGGCAACUUAUUAUGCAAAGCAAGGGAUUAGAGUUGUUUUCUCCAAUGGCCAGCUUGGAAUGGGAACACUAAAACUUGGCAGGUUGGCGAAAGCAUUAGCGGGUACUGUGAACAUAAAACGUAGAGAAAAAGGACUACUUCCUCGUCCAGUUCGAGCUGGUGUAGUUGGGUAUCCAAAUGUUGGUAAGUCAUCUCUGGUAAAUCGUUUGCUGAAGCGCCGGAUGUGUCCUGCAGCCCCAAGACCAGGUGUUACCAGAGAGCUGAAGUGGGUCCGUUUUGGGAAAGAUCUAGAGCUACUGGAUUCACCUGGCAUAAUUCCAAUGAGGAUCAGUGAUCAGGCAGCAGCAAUAAAGCUUGCCAUAUGUGAUGAUAUUGGAGAGAGAUCUUAUAAUGCUACAGAUGUUGCAGCCAUUCUUGUACAGAUGCUUUCGAAGCUUCCAACUGUUGGUAAUAAAGCUCUUCGUGACCGCUACAAGAUUGAGACAGAUGGGCGCUGUGGUAGAACAUUUGUUCAGAAGCUCGCUGCUCAGUUAUUUAACUCGGACAAUAACCAAGCAGCAUUUCGUAUCUUGCAAGAUUUCCGGAAAGGGAAAUUUGGUUGGAUAGCACUAGAACAGCCACCCAGGUAGACCAACAUUUCAGACCUUGUUCUGGUGCUUUCAUGUAUGUCAAUUGAAGCUUGUGGAAAAUUCUUGGAAGCUUCUCUGAUCAACAUAGAAGUAUUUAGACUGGGGAAAACCCAGGAAGCUGUUCGCGCCUUUCAUGUGAAUUUUGGGGCGGAUCAGAAAUGCUUGCAAGCUAGAAAUGUAUAUACCGCCGAACCUACUCAAUGAAGCUACAGAUGGUGUAAUUCGUUCUCGAGUUCCAUUAGUGUCAGGCAAGCUAUAUAAGCCAUACAGCAAUGGUGACAUUGGUUCUUAAUCUUGGGUUGCAACUGUUUUCUUCGAACUACUAGAUUAUUAUACGUUGGCUAUAAUUCCUUUGGUUGGAAUUAGCCGAAGUAUUCUAAUUUCUAACUUAUGUCCAGAUAUAAAUUAGACAAUAUUAGACUAAAUUCUAUGUUCAAAUUCUGCAUGUGUGAAACGAAGGACAGAGAAGGUGCAGAAAGGGAAGCAAUUAUCUUGCUGCCAUAUGUAAAAGGUUAUUAUUGUAAUCAAACUUUGUCAAAGAAUGUGUUGUGUCCAUGAUAAAACACAUGCACGCGA
Molecule: messenger RNA, 1730 nt
Organism: Nicotiana tabacum (common tobacco)
Lineage: Eukaryota; Viridiplantae; Streptophyta; Magnoliopsida; Solanales; Solanaceae
Product: DAR GTPase 3, chloroplastic
Biological process (GO): mitochondrial translation
Cellular component (GO): mitochondrion
Molecular function (GO): GTPase activity; GTP binding
Source: RefSeq, a predicted model, not a curated record